AUGUGCGCGGGCGGAGAGCCGGCCUCUGCAGCCGCCGCCGCCAGGGCCGCGCCGUCGCCGUCGCCGCUUGCAAACGCCGCCGCCUCCAUAACCGCAUCCGGCGGCACGGCGGGGCGGGGCACGCACCAAAAAGAGCGCGCUUUGCGAAUGACGUCGAAGCUGCAGAAAGAGCGGCAAUGCAAUUACGGGGAGCGCUGCCGCGUGCGCUAUCGCUGCGCCUGCGCCAGCGCCCUGUCUCUUCUGCGUCUUCGAGUGCAAUGCGGCGCCGGCUCAGUGCAAGGCCUGCGCUUCCGACCGCGCCCCUGGCCCGGAGGCGGCGGCGGCGGCGGCGGCGACGGCGCGCAAAGGUCGUCCGUCUGGGUGCCGCAGCGGCCUCCGCCGCGCCGGCCAAUUGCCUCAAAUAGUGUUAUAAUAUUACGUUUUAAAAAUAUUCCUUACAAAAAAAUGCAGGAAACUUUAGAUAACAAUUCAUACCAUAAUUUUUAUUACAAGAAUAAGAAACCUGAAAAUUAG
Gryllus bimaculatus (two-spotted cricket) is the source of this 513-nucleotide messenger RNA. Lineage: Eukaryota; Metazoa; Arthropoda; Insecta; Orthoptera; Gryllidae. The record is from the annotation of a GenBank genome assembly.